This is a messenger RNA of Melopsittacus undulatus (budgerigar), 5491 nucleotides long. It is a transcript of the gene GMPS, whose product is annotated as guanine monophosphate synthase. Gene Ontology annotation, biological process: GMP biosynthetic process. The record is from RefSeq and is a predicted model, not a curated record. Gene Ontology annotation, molecular function: GMP synthase (glutamine-hydrolyzing) activity; ATP binding; GMP synthase activity. The transcript is spliced from 16 exons. Gene Ontology annotation, cellular component: cytosol. The coding region runs from base 162 to 2243 and encodes 693 amino acids. NCBI's taxonomy places the organism in Eukaryota, Metazoa, Chordata, Aves, Psittaciformes, Psittaculidae.
GCCGGCGCGGGCGGCUCCUCCUCCCCGCGGCGGAGGCGCAGCCGGGCGGUAUUAGCUCAUCGCGGCGGCGGCGGCUUCUUGUGAUCCUUUCUUCCCCCUCCCCAUUUCGGGGCCGUCCGCCCGCUGCUCCCUGCCGGUUGGAACCGUCCCCGGCAGACUCCAUGGCCCUGUGCAACGGCGACGCCAAGCCGGAGAACGUUGGAGGAGAGCUCAAGGAUGGGCAGCACCACUACGAGGGAGCCGUCGUCAUACUCGAUGCCGGAGCACAGUAUGGAAAAGUCAUAGAUCGUCGUGUACGUGAACUGUUUGUCCAGUCUGAGAUCUUCCCUUUGGAAACACCAGCCUUUGCAAUCAGAGAACAAGGGUUUCGAGCUAUCAUUAUAUCUGGAGGACCAAACUCUGUGUAUGCAGAAGAUGCACCAUGGUUUGACCCAGCAAUAUUUACAAUAGGAAAACCAGUUCUUGGAAUCUGCUAUGGCAUGCAGAUGAUGAAUAAGGUGUUUGGAGGUACGGUGCACAAGAAGAGUGUUAGAGAAGAUGGAGUGUUCAGCAUUACUCUGGAUAACACAUGUUCACUGUUCAGGGGCCUUCAGAAGGAAGAGCUUGUUCUCCUCACUCAUGGAGAUAGUGUGGAUAAAGUAGCUGAUGGGUUCAAAGUGGUUGCACAGUCUGGGAACAUUAUAGCAGGCAUAGCAAAUGAAUCUAAAAAACUGUAUGGAGCACAGUUCCACCCUGAAGUUAGCCUCACAGUGAAUGGAAAAAUGAUCCUGAAGAAUUUUCUUUAUGAUAUUGCGGGGUGCAGUGGUACAUUUACAGUGGAAAAUAGAGAGCUUCAGUGCAUUCAGGACAUCAAAGAGAAAGUGGGCUCAUCAAAAGUUCUAGUUUUACUCAGUGGUGGUGUAGACUCCACAGUCUGUACUGCUCUCCUGAACCGAGCUUUAAACCGAGAUCAGGUUAUAGCUGUACACAUAGAUAAUGGAUUUAUGCGCAAAAGAGAGAGCCAGUCUGUGGAGGAAGCACUCAAAAAACUUGGGAUUCAAGUUAAAGUGGUGAAUGCAGCUCAUUCAUUCUACAAUGGUACAACAACCCUGCCCAUCUCGGAUGAGGACAGAACUCCACGUAAAAGAAUUAGCAAGACAUUAAAUAUGACUACAAGUCCUGAAGAAAAAAGAAAAAUUAUUGGUGACACCUUUGUUAAGAUUGCCAAUGAAGUUAUUGGAGAAAUGAAUCUGAAACCUGAAGAAGUUUUUCUUGCUCAGGGCACCCUCAGACCUGAUCUCAUUGAAAGUGCUUCCCUUGUUGCAAGUGGCAAAGCUGAAGUCAUCAAAACCCAUCAUAAUGACACAGAGCUGAUUCGGAAGUUAAGAGAAGAGGGUAAAGUAAUAGAACCACUGAAAGACUUUCACAAAGAUGAAGUGCGAGUGCUAGGAAGAGAGCUCGGUCUUCCUGAAGAGCUGGUUUCAAGGCAUCCUUUCCCAGGUCCUGGGCUAGCAAUCAGAGUGAUUUGUGCUGAAGAACCUUAUGUGUGCAAAGACUUCCCUGAAACAAACAACAUUUUGAAAAUAGUUGCAGAUUUUUCUGCGAGUGUUAAGAAGCCACAUACUUUGCUGCAAAGGGUCAAAGCAUGUACAACCGAAGAAGAUCAGGAGAAGCUGAUGCAGAUUACAAGCCUACAUUCACUGAAUGCCUUCUUGUUACCAAUCAAAACUGUGGGGGUGCAGGGUGACUGCCGUUCAUACAGCUAUGUUUGUGGGAUCUCUAGUAAAGAUGCUCCACACUGGGAGUCUCUUAUGUUUCUUGCCAGGCUUAUACCACGCAUGUGCCACAACAUAAACAGAGUUGUGUAUGUGUUCGGACCACCAGUCAAAGAACCUCCUACAGAUGUCACCCCCACUUUCCUGACAACAGGAGUCCUCAGCACUUUACGACAAGCUGAUUUUGAGGCUCACACUAUUCUCAGGGAGUCUGGUUAUGCCGGAAAAAUUAGCCAGAUGCCGAUUAUACUGACACCGUUGCAUUUUGAUCGGGACCCCCUACAGAAACAGCCUUCCUGUCAAAGAUCUGUGGUUAUCCGAACUUUUAUUACAAGUGAUUUUAUGACUGGUAUUGCAGCAACUCCUGGUAAUGAGGUUCCAGAAGAGGUUGUGUUAAAAAUGGUGGCAGAGAUUAAGAAGAUUCCUGGCAUUUCUCGAGUGAUGUAUGACUUGACAUCAAAGCCACCAGGAACCACAGAGUGGGAGUAAUUAACUUUUUUCUAUUGAAGUACUGUGUGCAGUCUAAGUCAUAUCAGAAACCAUUCCCAGUGUUGACAUGCAGUACUGUGAAAGAGUGACUGGAGCUGCUACAUCGCAUCAGAUUCCUCUCCUGGAGCAUAAACCUGCGGUUAAGAUCUGGGGAUAAUAACUAAGUGGGGCUGAGGAUUUGUACGGGUAAAUAAUCAUGGCAGCAUUGCUGGUGCGCAGACAGAUUCCUAUUGCUUUUGCCUUUGUCUUACCAGUUCUUCCUCUUUUCAUGUGUUUUAUUGUUAACUGUCAUUUCAAUGUCUGUUUUUGUACACUCUAUAAAAAGACAGUUUAUUUACUUCUACCAAAAGCAUUGUUACAGCCUAAAAAAUGUAAAAUUAAUUCUUUGUGACCAACUGCUUUUGAACGGAUUUAUUAUAAAUAAAUAUUUUGCCAAAUGGAGUAGUGGGUACUGUUGAGUUGUGGAAUUACUGUGUAUCUGUUGUGCACUGUUAAGGUUGUUCUGUAUCAUUUGAUGUAUUAGCCCAUGGCAAUAAUGUUGAGCUCCAAAAGGGCAAUUCUAAAAUAUGACAUUAUCUCUGUCUGUCUUUCUGUACUCACUCCCUCUUGCAUCACUCGGUAGGUAUGUGUGUUGGUAACAAACACACCAGCUAAUCUUUAGUAUGCACUUACUGCAUGUAUGCAUAUGUCAAAUUCCAGACAAUGAAGUAUCUUUGUGUGCUUCUGGGGACUCUGAUAGAAGUAUAAAAAUGGGAGUGUGGUUUGGAAAGCAGUUGCACCAGAGCUGAAUCUGCAAGUCCUGUUUCUAUCCUGACGCCUGUGCCACAGUCCCUUUACAGCCUGCUGCUGAUGUGCUUUCCAUAUACUUGAUGACAGUUUGUUUUCUAUGCAUUUGCUUUUACAGGAGGUUUUCUUUUUUAUGUGUUGUACUUAGCUUGACCCUUAACAUCAUUGUAGUUAUUAGUGUGGGGUUGUGGUAUCAGGGGUGAUUUGCCCAGUCUGCAUAGAUCCUUUCUGUCAUUCAUAUUCUGCGUUUAUGUAGUUAAGUAAGCAAUAAUUUGAGAGAUGGUGGUUGCUUUGGACACCUUUGCUUUUCUGAUGUAUUGAGGCAAAGCUGUUCCUGUCGACCUGAGAAUUUUGAGCAUGUCUACGAUUGCUGAAAGUGACAGUUAAAUUUUGACCUGAGCAGCUUGAUGGGUGCCUGCCGGGUACCUCUGCUGGGGCAGCCAUGACUGUGUAUCCAGGCUCGUCCCUCGAGCCAUGUUUAGUGGUUUUUGUGGGUUUUUUUGUUUGUUUGUUUGUUUUUUUUUAAUUUUAAGUUAAACAAUUGCAUUUUGUUUGGCUCAAGAUUACCCUAGUAUUUUAGGGUAAAAUACUUGUUUUAAACUGUUUAAUAACAUGGAGUAUUUCAUGGCUGUAUCUACUUACAUUUCUACUUGCAUAAAUUUGUGAACUGGAAUAAGGGUUGAAAAUGUUUGUUCUAUAUUCUUUUGCACAUAUUUUCCCGUUGCUCUUACAUUUGCUGCCUACAUGUUAUGGAAAUCUGGUUUAAUCUCUGCUUGUAGGAACCGGCUAACUUGUGUAACUUUAUUCUUUCGUCCGUGUCAGAGUGGUGCUUUUUUGCUUGGGGGAGGAGAUGGUGUGUGACAGCCCUCUGUUCUUUGAAACCCUUUGGGGCCACAGGCAUGCAGGAGAGCAGCAGACCAGGGGCUGGGAUGAUUUGGAGUUGGGGCCACUGCACCCCCCCCUCGGAACACUGCUCCUGUGUUCUGACAUCUUUUGUAGCUAGGCAAAUUGAUCUUAUUCACUAUCUCUGCUGCCCCCUGUAUAAAAUGAGGGUAGUAAUUCUCACCCACGUCUCUCAUCCUUUGAGCCCUUUGGAUGAGCUUUUGUGAUGUAAGUGAAGUACUAUCAAUACAAAUGUUCUUUUAUUAAUGGAUUGUGAGCUGUAAGAGCUGUUUGUCAAGAACUCUGUAUGUCUGUGUUUGCCAUGGCAGAAUCUGUUAUAGCAUGGGUUCUGUUGCGAGCACAUUUUCUUUGUAGCUCAUCUCAAAAGAAAGCUCCCUAAUGAAAUUAUGGCUGUGAGGCACAUUUUAAGUUUUUAUCAUAAAAAGCUGAGGGUGGUUGCUUUCAUUACUGUGUUGGUAUCUCAGAUGUAAAUGGUGCGAUGACAAGAAAUGGAUCUUCUUGGUGUGAUGCAGAAGUCUUUCACCCUUUUAAUGCUAUGGCAGUUGUUGCUUAUUGUAAGUGGGUUUUCACUUGCUGCUGCUGCCAGUUUAUGUUGCCUUGACAGCAAACAGAUGAAGCAGAAGGAAUUACUAAGAAGUAAUGCAAAGGAUAUAGAGCACCUCUGAAACCCUUCUUAGUUUUGACUGGUUAGAUUUGGUCUCUGUGUAAAUUACUCUGCAGUGUUUAGUCACAUAGUGAUGAUGUAACUCACAAGAAAAGUUGUGUGGCAGUUGGUGUUGCCCAUUGGGUUGGGGGUUCCAGUAACUGUUGUACCUGUUGACCACAAGCUUGCAGCACACCUGAGCAGGAACCUUAUUCACAGCAUGUUGCACACUUGGAAGUCCUUCUUGCAGUUUCAUCUUCCCUAUAGGCGUGAUUUAUGCCAGUAUGCUAUGUGUAUACUGAAGUUUGACAUACAUGUUUACCAUUUUUUAAUCAUCCGGGUUGCUUUCAUGUCUGUAGUGAAAUGGAGCUUAACAGCAACUCCUGUGCUCUUUAGGAACAUACUUUGGUUUGGGUUAUUUUUUGUUGGGUUUUGCUUCUACACACCCCACCCCCCCACCCCCUGAAAGUUGAAUAUUGAAAAUUUAGGCAUAUUGCACUAUAAUCAAAAUGUCUUAUCAAAAUUAAAUUUGUGAUCUUUAGCUCUCUUCUCUCUGUUUGACACCUAUGCCAUGAAUUGUAGAUGUGGGGGGUUGUUCUUAGGAAGGCUGGUGUUAUCAUCUCAGCAGUUCUUGAGUGUUUUUAUGGAAUCCAUGUGUAUUGGACAGCCAGAAGUGGAGAGAAACAUAAUACUCUGUUCACACUUCUUAAAAAGAUACAUUUAGCACCUAGUUUACAAACUAAUAACUGUAGCUGCCCUGUACAAUUGUUCACCUUCAGUAAAACAUGUCAGCAGUUAGAGGAAUUUGUAUUGGGGGCAUUCCCCAUCAUUCUCAAUUUUUAACAUUUUUCUGCUUGUGAAAUGAUAAAAGUACUGUGAGCCUUAAUUUUUAUCCACAAAUAAAAGUAUUAUGUUU